Molecule: messenger RNA, 255 nt
Organism: Schistosoma rodhaini
Lineage: Eukaryota; Metazoa; Platyhelminthes; Trematoda; Strigeidida; Schistosomatidae
Source: the annotation of a GenBank genome assembly
AUGGCAAUAAUAAUAAUAACAAUUAUUAAUCGUAAUAUUAUUGGACCUGUAAUUAUAAUAGUAAUCAUGAAAAGCAAUAAUAAUGACGAUAAUAAUAAUAAUGGUAACAAUAAUAAUAAUAAUAAUAAUAAUAAUAAUGGUAAUAAUAAUGGUUACAACUAUAAUUAUAAACAGUAUGAUUAUUGGGUUUUUGUUAUUAUUUUUUUAACAUUAUUACCUCCAUAUUAUUGUUUUCUGUUAUGGAUGUCCAUAUAA